AUGGCGCGCUGCGGCGGCGGCGCGGCGCCGAAGGGCCCCGGCCCGGCGGCGGCGGAGCGGCAGCGGCUGAAGGAGGCGCUGGCCGAGCAGCUCCGGCGGGAUCUCGACAGGCUGCUGGCGGAGGGGACCCACUCCGACGUGACCUUCCGAGUCGGCGGCGAGGAGGUGCGGGUGCACCGGGCGGUGCUGCUGGCGCGGGCGCCGCUGCUCUGCGAGCGUCUGGCGGGGGGACAGCUACAGCUGGAACCCGCGGAGUUACGGGAAUUCCUGCGGAUUCUGUAUUCAUCUGAUAUAAAUCUUAAAGAAAUUGAGGAGCUGUUUAUGAGGAAAAUACAAGAAAGCAACAAUCCUACUCUUCAGAUUGCUCAAAAAAAUGUACAUUGUCUUGGACAAAGUAAAAGAACACCAGUUGACCAGAAUACUCCAAGUGGAGCUGUGCAGAAAGGAAUUGUUUGUUGGCCUGGUAUUGAGGAAGAAAUUCCAGAAGCAGUCAUUGAUACAGAAAGCAACAAAGCCGCUGGAGGUCAUUCCAAAGUAGAAACCGCAUCUGUGUUAGGAGAAGAGUUAUUGAUGCUCUACAAGAAGUGCUGUUGUACAGAUAUUAAUAUUUGCGUAGAAGGCAAACAUUUUCAAGCUCACAGGGCUAUUUUAUGUGCCAGAUCUAGUUACUUUGCUGCCAUGCUGAGUGGAAGUUGGGCUGAGAGCUCUCAAGAGCACAUCACUCUUCAAGGUAUAAGCCAUGCAGAAAUGAAUGUUGUCUUGCAUUUUAUAUAUGGAGCUAUUCUGGACUUCCCAGAUGAAGUUGAUGCUGGUCACAUGUUGGGCAUUGCAGACAUGUAUGGGCUGGAUGGACUAAAAGAAGUAGCUAUCUACAUUUUGAAAAGAGAUUACUGCAAUUUCUUCCAAAAGCCUGUUCCUGGCAAACAGCAACCUGUACUAGAGUGCAUGGCUAUUGCCCAUUCACUGGGAGUGGAAAACCUAUAUGCUGCUUGCAUGAAAUGGGUAGGAAAACAUUUUGCAAGAUGUUUUUCAGAGAAAAGCUUUGCCAAUUUACCUACUGAACUUCAGAACAAUUGUCUUGUUAUGUUGAUUAACUCUUUGACCCCUGAGAAUGCUGCUUUCCGUUUGAUGGAGAGUGACCGGCUGAUCAAUAGCCUGCCCCGAGUGAAGUGGACAGAGACAGCUGUGGCCUUGGCAUCACAGCUACAUGAGGAAUGUGUAACCUUUAUUGUUGCAAACUUCCUAUAUGUAGUACAAAGUGAAGGCUUCUCUGUUUUGUUGCAGGCACAAGCAAUGAGCAGCAAACCUGACCUCCUAGAACUAAUUUUCAAUGCAAUUGAAAAAAGCAUUAAUAAUGAAAAUAGCUGCUUUCUUCUUGUAGCAGUGGAUAUGUUGUUGGACUCCGAAAAUGUGAAGGAGAUGGGUUUUACGUGCACGAUCCAGGCGCUGCGUGAUAAGCUCUGGGUCUUCCUGGUUCAGUCUUUUUAUGCUGUUCGUCACACAGAAGGCUGGAAGCUGAUGAGGCCAGACCAUCAACAGAAAAUACAAGCAGCUGCAUUUGACAAGGGUGAUGACCGAAGACUUGGCAAGAAACCUGUAUUCACCAGUUCUCAGCUAAAUAAAACUACUACGGCAUCUGUUGGUCUAAGGAAUACUUCCUGGGCAGAACAGAGCAAGAAAGAUUGCUUGGGAGAUUCUUCCACUAAUCGGGAUAAAAUGAAAUCUGAUGGAUUAGGAGCAUCUGGACAUGCAUCAACCAAUAGAAACACUGUUAGUAAGACUUCAAAGCAUGAGGAUGUUAAGGGGAAAGAUGGCAAAAAAUUAGUUUCCAAGAUUACUAAGGAUUCCAAACCUGGGGAAAAAGCUGCUCUGCCAAAGGCUAGAGCUGUUAUAAAGACAAAAAUAGAAAAUAAUGGAAAUGUGAAGGCUGAAAGCAUGCUUACCAAGCAAGAUACAGAAAAGACAUCAUCUGCAAGUGGACAAAAAAAUUCAGGAAGUAGCAAAGGACUAAGGAACCAUGAAGGAAAAGUUGCAGGUGCCAGACCUAAAGUGCUGACAGUAACCUCAAGCAUGCAGAACAAAACAAAGCCAUUGAAAAAAACCACAGGGAAGGAAUCUCCCUCCUUGGUGACUGUGGCAGCAACUUCAAGCAAGUCAGCAAAUUCAAACAUGGACAUCCAGACUGCGAGUGAACAGACAGAGGAACCCAAAGAGGAUAAAUCUGUAGAGGAGGGGAAAAAACAGACUGUAGUGAAAACAAAGGUAUCUGUGAAGGUAUCAAAUGGAGUCACCACCAAAAAUAAAAAGACUGAGCUUGAGGCUAAUGCCACAACAAGCAGUCUGACAAAAAAAGCAACAGGAAAAGGGUGUAAUGAGCAAAAUGUACAAGCUGUUCUAAAGAAAAAAGGGAAUGUGAGUAUGAAUUCUGCAGCACAGCAAAAGACUCAAAACACACCUACCAAUUCUCCCAAGAACCAAGGACCUCAGGGGGAAUCACCAAAUUCACUGAAAUCAGGAAUGUCUCCAAAACAUAAUGAAGAAAAAAACAUGUUACAACACCUGGUUCAGACAACAGUCCCAGAAAAACAUCCUUCAGCUAAGAAGAAGAGUAUUAAACAAUCACAAACACCUGCAACAAAAACCACUUCAAAAGUAACACCUAAGACUCUGGCUCCAUCAAAAAAUGCUGAGAUUACGAAUAGUAAAGACCCAAAACAGAAAACAGCUGUAUUAAAAUCUCAGUCCUCUGCCCAGAAGCAUUCAAGGAGUGAUUGUCCUGUUGUCCAAAAGAAUGUGCACACCACUGAGCACAAAGGUUCAGGACAGAAACUUGAGAAAAACACAGCUAAUGCUGUGGCAGAUCAGCUUCAUGACAAUAAAUUGCUGGAGUCCUGUCAAUCCAAUAGACAAAAAUUACCAGAUUCUUCUGAAACUGUGCAAUACAAAAUACAAUCCGAAUCUUCUCCUCAAAUUGCAGAAGAAACUAUUUAUAAACUGAAUGUUUCAAUACAAAAUGACAUGGAAACAAGACAAAUCUAUGGAGAUCAGACUGGAAUUAGAAAGACUGAAGAUCCAGACAAAGAUGAUAAUACAGCUGAAUUUCACUGUCAUGCAGAGUCUUCCAAUGAUGGAUAUUCAGACUUUUCCAAGGAAACCAAUCAAAAGGUGAUUGUUUUAGGAGAACUGGUAAAAGAUUCAAAAGCAACAAAAGUCUGUAAUGAACAGAGUGAUCAAAUAAACUCUGAAACAAGUCGUAAUUAUGGUGAAAAUGUUUUGUCAAGCUUUUCCCAAGUAACCAAUAAAGAUGAUGAGACAUCAUCUUCUCAGAUCCAUGUGGAAGGAUUUCUUACAAUUGAUGAACUGUGUGAUAUAUCAGCCUUGACUGAAUAUAAAUCAGUUGCAACAGAUUUAGAUGAUGCUUCAGAAUGUUCCACAGAACAAAUAACAGAAAAAUAUUCACCUAAUUACACAGAGCUUAUAGAGCCUAUGGAAAUGCCAGAAAACCAUGAAAAUGCAGAAAUUCCUUUUGUGGACCAUUGGAAUACUGGUGCUGUAGAUCCAAAAGAGAGUCCUGAAUCCGAUACUGGCAGUGCAACCACAUCAUCUGAUGAUAUAAAACCAAGAUCAGAAGAUUAUGAUGCCGGAGGCUCUCAGGAUGAUGAGGGAUCCAAUGAACGAGGGAUUUCUAAAUGCAGUACUAUGUUAUGUCAUGAUUUUCUUGGAAGAAGCAGCAGUGACACAAGUACACCUGAGGAAUUAAAAAUUUAUGAUAGCAGCCUAAGAAUAGAAGUGAAAGUGAAAAAAGAGAGUUCUGAUGUCUUUCGUGUUAAUUCAACAAGUGAUGAUGAAAUACCAAGAAAAAUUUGGUCCCAUCAAGAGAGUUCACGGACCACUACUAGAGAAAGCAAAAGUUCUACAUUUAGUAGUGCACAGUUCACUCAGGAAGCAGACCAAGUUUCUUCUUCUGCUGAUGAAACUGAAGAUGACAGAUCUGAAGCAGAGAACGUUGCAGAAAACUUUCCCCCGUCAAAUGUUCCUACUCAACCGUUCCAAGGAAUUGAUAAUUUAGCUUUUGAGGAUGCAACAGAAAAUGAUACUGCAAGUCAGGAGUUCUCUAAAACUAAAAAUUUCAAACGCUCUGUUUUACUUUCAGUAGAUGAAUGUGAGGAAUUGGGAGCUGAUGAUAAAGUGGAAACUCACACUUCACGUCAGCACUCAAUAGAUUCUCUUACUCCUUCAGAAGUAUUUGACAGUGUUUCUCAAGAGCACCACGGAACGACAUUUUAUUCAAGAUACUCAUUGGAAACUGAAGAGGGAUUCCUGGCUGGCAAACAGCAAAAGGAUAGAGACAAUAGAUUGGAUAAAAUUGGAAGUUCUGUCCUGCAUCUUCGUGGUACUGAAAUCCCAGGAAAGGACAAUCAAGGUGCUUCAAUGACUGAACAAAAUUGCCCAGAGAAAGUAUAUUCAGCAGGUAGUCCACAUCCAGGAGAAAACCAGCAAGUAAAUAUGAAAAAUGAGGUUGCUAGUGAAUUUCACACAUGCAAUAAGUACUUAGACAAUGAUGCAAAAUCUCAAGAAAGACCAUGUCAUCUGGAUCUUCAGCAGAGAGAAACUAAUUCUGAUGUGCAAAAGAGCAGCUCUGCAAAACCUGUAGAAGCCAGUAAGAAUCAGAUGCUGACUCAAGAAAGUCAAGUGAGAGACAGUCAACCAGCAACUACUGAAUGCGCUAAUACUGAUUUACUUCCAGGAGACAUAGAUGAUUAUGACACAAUGGCACAAACCUGCAUAUAUGAACAUCGGCCUUCAAAAACCCUUUCUCCAAUAUACGAGAUGGAUGUUGGAGAAGCAAUUGAGCAGAGGAUGGAUUCAGAAACAGCAGUUCUAGAGAUGGAUUUUGAAGAUCAACAGUUUGCAGAACAGGACUGGACUCUACUCAGGCAAUUGUUAUCUGAGCAGGACUCAAAUAUAGAUUUCAAAAACUCUCUUCCUGAAGACCUUAACUUAGCACAAUGUCUUAUCAAUCAGACACUGUUUCUGGCACGCGAUGGUUCGAAUCCUCAGGGUACCUCACAAGUUGACACAUUCAGUAGGUGGACUGAACUCAUGUCUCCACUUGACGACUCCUCAGCAAGCAUUACAGUGGCAAGCUUUUCAUCUGAAGACUGUUCCUCCCCUCAAGGGGAAUGGACAAUUCUUGAACUGGAAACCCAUCAUUAAUGUUUCACCUGUUUGCAACUGAACUCCAACCCAUUCCUCAAAUUAUUUUUGAUGAGUUGUUUCCAUACCAUAAUGAAAUACUGCAUCAGUCAAGAACGAGCAAUUCUUGAUACUAAGGCAAUCUUUCUGAUAAAAUGAGGUAAAUAUGUUAACUUAUCAUCUAGAUUAAAUCACAAGUACAGUAAUUUUUCAAUACUUAAAUAUAUGUCUUUUCUAAAAAUGAACUUGAGCAUGUAUUUUCUAGAAUUGUUAGAAAAACUAGAUGACAUGAAAGAAGAGUCUGGGUUUUUGCCUUCCCUUUUAUCUUCUUUUUUGACAUUUAAUGUUCUCAUUGAUCAAAAAUUUAAAGAUAAAUGCACUAUAGUAGACCUAUUCCUCUCCUUCCCCCCCCCCAAUAUGGUGACUUCAUUUUACAACAAUAAAGAUUUAGAAUGGUUGUGUCAAAAGGUGAUGUGUGCCAACACUACUUUAAAUGACAGAAAAACAUACUUUUAUUCAAAGAAAAUGUUUCAAUCUGAAUCUGCCUUAGGCCUUAUUAAUAUGAGCAGCUUGUUUCAUUUGUUUCUUCCAGAUUUGAUUUUUGUAUUUUGGUUUGUUUUGUUUAGGUGCUUCCAAUAAAUUUUUUUAAUUGCCUUUUCUUCAACUAUAAGACUUCAGAGGGUCUGUGCUGCAUGAAGACCACUGUUUCUUUCAUGAAAAUGCACAUAUUUAAGUAAAUAUUUUAAAUUGCAUAGUGCAUGAAUUCAAAGGAGUUGGUAGAAUGUUGCUCCUGCUCUAAGAAACAGCAUGUCUGAUGUCUCCAAAAGUACAUCUGCAUCUGAAGUUGUGGUCACUUUUACAUCUGAGGUCUGAUUUUAACUAGAAUUAACUUCAGGCAUUAAUUAAUUACACUUGCAUGUUCUCAUGCUGAAGUAUAGCAAGAUUCUCAGGAAUUUGGUUUUGUGUGUUUUCCUAGAUGCCACAUUUUUGGGAGUAAUAAUAGGAUUAUUGCAUUUUCAUUAGUAUCUCUAGCGUAGCUUUCAUAAAUUAAGACUAAAUGCCAUCCUUAACCUUUCUUUUGACUCAGUUAAAUAGGAUAUAAAGAUAAUUUUGCUGCUUGUGGCUCCUUUCUGAUUGACAGGGGAGGAGAAAACUUUUUGUAAUUCUUACCUAUGUUUUCAGAAACAUAGAGGGGUUUUUUCCCUGCAGAGAUUGGACCCUCUUAGGAUAUCUGCAUUAUGGAAACAGUAGUGCUUGUCUUUCACACAGCUUAAAAUCUAAAAAUGAAUUAUUCUACCUCCUCUUAGUCAUUAACAGAAGUGCCUUCAGAAGUGGGUGCUAUAUAGGAUUAAAAGGCUAGUAACAUUCUAUUUUGGUUGAAGCAUAGAGUACACAGCUUAAGCUGACUGUAACCACUGAUAACAUGGUCAGUUCUGCAAGCUUUUGCACAAUUCCAGCGGUGCACCUUACCUUGACAAACUAUAUUUCUUUUUGUUCAUAGUCAGAAACUCAGUUCUGCCCUAGCGUAUGAUUAAAGAAGUUAUGACUUUGGAUUUGACAGAAUAAAGAUCUUUGAGGCAAAAUAAUUUAUCUAGCAAAGCACUUUGCCAAAUUUCUGGUAUAAAAGUAAAAAUAAUGUUUUAUUCUUAAAAUGAAUGGAGGAAGAAAUUUAUCUUGUUCCUUAAUAUCAAGGUAAGGGAAAAAAAAAAAAAGGAAAAACUUCCUUUCUGUCAGUGGAAGACUCUAAACUCGUGGAAGGAAGAUGUUCAGUCUCAUCAUAAAAAUCUUUCAUCUGCUCUUCUAGCAGCAGGAUAAAUAGUCUGAGAUAUUGCAAUUCAAAAAUAUUAUAAAUGUAAUACUCUGUAUUUAACCCAGUCUUCAUAUGGUGGGAGUUAGAACCACCUUUAGAAGUACAAAACAUCAAGAAAACCUGUUUUUUCACCUUCAGCAUUUACAAAGUACAUCAGUAGGUGAUAAUCUUUUGGGUAAAAUAGAGAACUAUAGUAGUGGCCAUAGUAAAAGAUGCUAAGUAUUGAAUAGUGGUUUUUAAUGUCUGUGUAAAGCACUAAAGUAGAAGUUGUCUACCAAAAAGUUGAAUCAGCUUUAAAAUCCUGAUGAUAUUCUGACAGUGGUCAUUCACAUGUUAAACAAGAUGAGGUGAUGGAAAGGAGAAGUGACAGAAAGUGAAAGAAGGGAUCCUUUUGUCUAUUUUUUGCUUUGCCCAUAUUUUUAACUUCUUACUGCAUUGAUAAAAUGACAGUGAAAAUUGACACAAAAUUUCAAGCUUAUUGUAUGAAAUACAAUCACAUAUAGGGUUUUUUUUAAUUGUAGUUUUUGUCUUUGCAUUUACUUUUUCAUCUGUAUCAAAAUUAAAUUAUCAAGUCCCCAGUGAUGUUGUUGCAAUUCCUUUAACAGUUUUGCAGCAGACCACUGAUUAGGAUAUGGUAUUGUUCAGUUGGUACAGAGGCAGCAAUAGAAUUCAGCUUCCCACAGCCAAAUAGUGUCUGCAGAAGUAGCAGGAAUAGAAAGUGGUAUUGUUUUUCAUUCACAUUACUAGAGUGCCUGUGAGGCUUAAUCAGACCAGCAUCCCACUGGCUAGACAUUGUACAAACAAAGAGCAAAAACAAAGACUUCCCACAGAGUGGUUGGAAUCCAAGAUAAGACAAAAGACAAAAAAAAAAAAAUGCACAUGAAUGGAAAAGUAAAAUGAAAGUGUCAAUAUUUGUCUAGCUGAUUAGCAAUGGUUUCAGCACAUCAUCAGUUUAAAUAGCCGUUUUUUUCUCCUGUAUGUGUUAUGACAAGGAAAAACUUCAGGGUGAGAUUUGAUGGCUGGAUAGUGAGGAAGCUGGAAGAAUGUAUAUUCCUGACCAGCCUUAUGUGCUGCCUAAACUGUUUCACUCUGACCUCUUUCAGGAGAUUUUCCAAGCUUUAAGCCAGGUCUAGUUAGCUAUUUGUUUAAUAGUAUCAGUCACCCAAGUUCUUUGGAGUUCUUUUCAUACCUCCCGGCAGUGAUUUUAUCACUGUAUACACCUCUUCUCCAAAACAGGAGAGAAUGGAUACAGGUUUGUUUGAAAACUCCAUGGAGAAACAAUCAAAGGCAAUGAAGGCUCCAAGUGAUUGUGAGAUCCUGAAAGAACUGUAAAGCAAAGACAAGGUAGAUAGAUGCAUCUGAGGAAACAGUGAAGGGGUGUCAGUGAGGAAACUAAAAAGAUGGCACAGUCAGAAUACUGCCCUUGCAGUAGUAUUUGGAAUAAGAGCAGUGAAUUUGCUUUGUCAAAGCCUGAGAAGACCAGGUUGCAGUUAACAGGUGCAAGUGACAGCUUACCUGAGACUGUUCUGUGACUGGGCACAGAUGUCUGUAUCCUACAGAGAGUAACACCACGUUUAGUAACUAUCAGUGAAAUUUAAAGGAGGGGAUUUGGCAAUCAGUCUCAGAUAAUGACCCUGAUUUGGCCUACCUUGAUAGACAUGUUAUGAAAGUGAAAAAUAAGGAAAGAUGUUUUACAUGUAUGAAUGUAUUAAAAUUUUAAAAAGACUAGACCUCCAAAAGUGGUAUCUGUAGACAUAAUUACUUUUUUCCCCACUUGGAAAGUUUGAGUCUAAUCUGGACUGGAGAAGCAGCUCUGCAGGGUGUUUACAUAUAGAUAAUAGCUAAAAUUGUAUUUGUGGAGUAAGUCACCUACAGACAUACUGCAGACAGAAAAGGGAAGGCCAGAUGCUUGGAACUGUACAAGGAAGUGAGGAAGGGGGAAGUUCUUCCAAAUAAUCUAUUAAAAAUAAAUUAGGGAAGCAAA
Molecule: messenger RNA, 8990 nt
Organism: Lonchura striata (white-rumped munia)
Lineage: Eukaryota; Metazoa; Chordata; Aves; Passeriformes; Estrildidae
Gene: BTBD8
Product: BTB domain containing 8
Molecular function (GO): protein binding
Source: RefSeq, a predicted model, not a curated record